AAAUAUUCUUUUGAGCACGUGACAGUCACGUGAUUACAAGUUAAUUUCAUUUUCAUCAAUUUCUUUUUUAAUUUUCCGUCGCCUCAACUUUAUUAUUUGGCUUCGCCGACGUAUUUCUCUCUUCCGUCUAGUCUAGCUCUCCGAUCAUGUGGGUGACGAAUACCGUACUUCUACAUCAACCCAAUGCUCUGACCCGAUUAACCUUUUCUUACCCGACCCGACUCACCCACUCUCGUAAAGUCUCUCCCUUUUCCCGCUUCUUUCGGUCUCCGAAGAGGAAGAAUCGGGUUACGGCACUGUCGACGAAGAAACCAGAUGAAGAUCACGUGUUAUCGCCAGAUGAGAAGCUGGAGAAAUUCUCGGCUGAUUUGGGAUGGUUAUCGGCUUUUCCUCAUGUAUCAGUUGCUUCUAUGGCCAAUUUUCUCUUUGGUUAUCACAUUGGCUCCAGUUUGAGCCUUGAAGGGGGUGAAAUUCCUAAGAGUAAUCACUCUGGAGGGCUUAGCUUACAAAUUACAAUGAUGUUGAUUAGAGUGAUGAAUGGCCCCAUCGUGUCUAUUGCGCGUGAACUUGGAUUUGAAGGCAAUUCUAUUCUUGAGGGUCUUGUUGUGAGCAUAUUUAUUGCCGGUGCAUUUAUUGGAAGCAUAGUCUCCGGUCCACUAGUUGACAAGUUUGGCUACCGACACACCUUUCAGAUUGUCACGAUACCCCUAAUUCUCGGUGCCCUUGUGAGCACAAAACUUGUCUUUUCUCUCAGUGCACAAGCUCACUCCUUGGAUGAGAUCUUAUGUGGAAGAUUUCUUGUUGGUCUUGGUAUUGGCGUCAACACAGUUCUUGUUCCUAUUUAUAUAUCCGAGGUUUCUCCGACGAAAUACAGAGGUUCCCUUGGAACUUUAUGUCAAAUUGGCACUUGUCUUGGGAUAAUCUUUUCUCUUCUCUUAGGGAUUCCUGCAGAAGAUGACCCUCAUUGGUGGAGGACAAUGCUCUAUGUAGCGAGUAUGCCUGGUUUUCUUCUUGCACUUGGUAUGCAAUUUGCAGUAGAAAGUCCCCGUUGGCUCUGUAAGGUUGGACGACUGGAUGAUGCCAAGGUAGUGAUCAGAAACAUCUGGGGAGGAUCUGAAGUCGAAAAAGCUGUAGAAGAUAUUCAGUCGGUUAUGAAGAAUAAUGGCUCCAACUUAAAUAGCAGAUGGCUGGAACUCCUUGAUAAACCACAUUCACGAGUUGCAUUCAUUGGGGGCACCCUUUUUGUCCUUCAGCAAUUCGCAGGCAUAAAUGGUGUUCUUUAUUUCUCAUCUUUAACAUUCCAAAAUGUUGGAAUCACGAGUGGUGCUCAAGCAAGUCUAUAUGUUGGAGUCACAAAUUUUGCAGGUGCUCUGUGUGCGUCUUAUUUGAUUGAUAAGCAAGGAAGAAAAAAGCUUCUUAUUGGUAGUUACUUGGGAAUGGCAGUCUCUAUGUUUCUCAUUGUUUAUUCUGUUGGUUUCCCGUUGGAUGAAGAUCUGAGCCAGAGUUUGUCAAUACUUGGAACACUCAUGUAUAUAUUCAGUUUUGCAAUUGGAGCUGGUCCUGUAACUGGUCUCAUCAUCCCUGAGCUAAGUAGCAACAGAACGCGUGGGAAAAUCAUGGGUUUCAGCUUCUCUGUACAUUGGGUCUGCAACUUCUUGGUUGGUUUGUUCUUCCUGGAUCUGGUGGAGAAAUUUGGAGUUGGAACGGUGUAUACCGGCUUUGGCAGUGUAUCAUUGUUGGCAGCGGUGUUUUCAUACCGCUUCAUAGUGGAAACAAAGGGUCGAUCACUAGAAGAGAUUGAAAUGUCUUUGAACUCCAGAGACGAGCUGAGUUAAAAAGGGUAAAAGUGAAAGAAAGAGAAAGACCUUAAACAAUUUCAAUGUUUUUCAUCAGUUGUUGUAAAUAGUCUGGAAAUUAGCUUGUGAGAAAUCUUGUGAAUAUAUACAUAGGUAUGUGAGUGAAGUUUUGUAAAGAUAUAAAAAUGAUUGUCAUUG
Molecule: messenger RNA, 1994 nt
Organism: Arabidopsis arenosa
Lineage: Eukaryota; Viridiplantae; Streptophyta; Magnoliopsida; Brassicales; Brassicaceae
Source: the annotation of a GenBank genome assembly